AUGAUGACGGCCACCGCCGGGCCAUCGGAUAUGCCAGAUCCGGAGAUCGUGCUCGAGCGGUUUGAGAAACUUCUUUGCAAGAAUGGCUUCAACCUGGCCCCGGAAAAACUGCGCGACAUGCGCGACAUGCCCGUCGAAAAAAAGUGGCAGGUGCUGAGGAACCAAGAUGAGACGCCUAGCGAAAGCGAGUCGAAGAGCCCGGCCUACUACCUCAGCCACCUGAGCACGUGCUCCGACUGGAAAUCGCUGAAAAAAAGCCUUAAAAAGACAGAUGGCAGCUCAGCUUUGUCGAUGCUCAAACGGAUGGAGAUUUCUCUGCGCACGAACACUGUCGAAUGGGUCUACACAUUCCUCGAUCCUCCACACAAUGGGCUCAAAGUACUGGUCGAUUACAUGGAUUGCCUGCUCGCUGAAGCCUCUGACCUCCCCAAAGCCCCAGCUGAGCCCGAGACUCCGCACAAGAUGAGCAAGAGCGAGCUGAAGCUCAAAGAAAAAGGGGCCAUGCUGUUCGAGGAACUGCACGCUUGUAUUUGUUGUUUCCGGGCUGUAAUGAACAAUAAGAAAGGGUUGCACAGUGUAUUUGAAAUGCCACAGUCUAUUUAUCAAAUGGUUCGGACGAUUCCGCACAGUAAUUUGAGGACCAAAACCCUUAUCGUCCAAAUGUUGGCCACGAUUUGCUUGGUGCAUGGUGGGCAGGAACUUGUUGAUGUUGCCUUCGAACGUUUCCAAAAGGAUCACCACGAGUCCAAGAAGUUCGAAGGAUUGUGUGACAUCAUCAGAAACCCAGGCGAAUAUAAUGUGGAAUUCUUGUGUUCGGCAAUCCAAUUUCUGAAUGUGUUCAUCAACUGUUCGGACGACUUCAAUCAGCGCGUGCAUUUUCAUUUUCACUUCAAACUCCUGGGAAUUGAGGAUUUCAUCGAGAGCCAACGGGAUAGCGCCUCAGAAGAACUUCAAGCUAAACUUGCCGCUUAUGAUGAAUCAAUUAUCGAAGUCGGACAAUUGUUGGAUGAUCGUAGAGACAAAGAGGAAUAUAUGGAAGAGAAGAAGAAACUGGAGGAACAGCUUUCCAGCGUCCGCGAGCAAAAGCAAGAGCUUGAAUCGAUCAUCAUUGCCGAUAGAAAUACCCUCAACAAUACGAUCAAGAAACUGAUUAUCGAGCGCGACCAGAUUGAGGCUCAGUAUGAGAAGGACAAGGGUUCUUGGCAGAAGACGUUAUCUGAGAAAGACCGUGAGGCAAUGACGCUAGAGAAGAAACUGAAUCAACGAAUUCAAGAGCUAGAGAACCUCCAGAAGCAGCAAGAGCUGGGGCCAGCCUCGAAUGAUGUGGUCCAAAUGAAAAAGGCCUUCCACACCAAGAACGAUCUGCGGUGUCUCAAUUGGAAUCCAAUGAUGCCGAACCAGGCUAAAGAUACUGUUUUUGCCCAGCUCAACGAUGAUGCGCUUAUUGAGAAACUGAACUUCUCGGCAUUGGAAGAGCACUUUAUGGUUGCUAGCAAUCCCAACAAGAAAGCUCCCGCAUCUCGCGAUCGAAGCCCCGGUUCCAGUGGCAGUCAACAGAAUGCAUCCACCCUCGACAGAAAUCGCCAGCAACAAAUUUUGCUUGUCAAACGCGCCCUUCCAAGCGCUGAUGAUAUCAUGAGCGCCGUCCAUCUUUACGAUAUGAAUGUGUUGGGCGUCGAGGAAAUUGAGAAGAUCCUUUCCAUCCUGCCGACCCCGGAGGAGAAGAGCAAAAUUGACGAUCUCAAAGCGCGCAAUCUGUUCGACAGCUUGCCCCAGGCGGACCGGUACAUCUCUCAGCUUGGGGAUAUCGAGAGGAUCCAGGCGAAGCUGCGCUGGAUGCAGUUUAUUCACGAGUUCCCGCCUUUACUUUCUGCUCUCUCAUCGGAUCUCUCAAAGCUCCAAACAGCAUCGGCUUCUCUACACCAAUGCAAAGGAUUUCAUAAAGUGUUGGAGGUCGUGCUCGCCUAUGGCAAUUAUUUGAAUGGCGGAAAACGCGGAAGUGUUUACGGCUUCAAGCUGUCUUCGUUGGAUGAAGUGUGCAGCAUGCAUUCGCGUGAUAAGAGCGUGCAACUCAUGAACAUCCUCUACGACGAGAUCGAAAAGAACUGGCCCACAGCCCUGAAAUUCACCGAGGAGCUCAAGCCGACCGCUGACGCAACGAAAAUUGAACUGGAUAUAAUCCGGAGCGAAGUGAAGCGCCUCGUCACACAGUGGAACCAAGUCAAAAUGGAGCGCACGACGAAGGGUGAUGAAUGCCCGGAGAAUUUGCGAAAGUUUGUCGAUGAAAAUGGGCCGUCAAUUGUCAAGUUGGAGGAGGACACGCAGAAGGCUAUUAAAGCCUACGAAGACGUGGUCAACUUCUAUGGCGAUAGCCUGAAGACAACCAGCCCAGCGGCCUUUUUCGGUCGAAUCGUCAAGUUCUCGCGAAGUUUCACUGAUGCUGGAGAGGAGAAGAAGAGGCAGGAGGCGGCGAAGAAGAAAGCGGAAGAACAGGCGCACGAGGAGCGCGGCCGUCCGAACGGGUUGAAGAAGGGCAUGAAUUCUGUGAUGGGUGAACUGGCAGCUCGGCUUGGAACGAAAAACGAAAAACGCGACUCCCGCCUCGACAUCAAGAGCGUACAGCAUGGCGACUUCGACAAACUGCUACAAGGCCUCAACACUUCGCCCUACGUGCCAGAAGGGGUUCGCCGGAAGGGUCGCUCAUCGUCACGCCCUUCAGCCAAUCGGGUAGCGCCGAAGCCGGUGUUGGUCGACGACGAUCGGGAACGCCAU
Molecule: messenger RNA, 2772 nt
Organism: Mesorhabditis spiculigera
Lineage: Eukaryota; Metazoa; Nematoda; Chromadorea; Rhabditida; Rhabditidae
Source: the annotation of a GenBank genome assembly